Colletotrichum phormii is the source of this 798-nucleotide messenger RNA. RefSeq lists its product as uncharacterized. Gene Ontology annotation, cellular component: cytosol. The record is from RefSeq and is a predicted model, not a curated record. NCBI's taxonomy places the organism in Eukaryota, Fungi, Ascomycota, Sordariomycetes, Glomerellales, Glomerellaceae. The coding region runs from base 1 to 798 and encodes 265 amino acids. Gene Ontology annotation, molecular function: oxidoreductase activity. The transcript has 3 exons.
AUGGCAUCCUUCAUAAAAACAGAACACUACGAACCCUACCCAGAACUGUCCCCUCACCUCCUCCAAACACAAUUCACCAACAAAACAGUCGUCAUAACCGGAGCCGGCUCCGGCAUAGGCGCAUCCACAGCCCGCAGCUUCGCCCAAGCCAACGCCGCAAAACUCAUCCUCACCGGCCGCACCGAGUCCACCCUCCAGCAAACAUCCGCCGCCCUCAGCGCAGACUUUCCCGACAUAGAAGUCUCUCUCCGUGCAGGCAGCGUCUCCUCCCCGGAACACGUGGCAUCCCUCUUUGCAAGCCUAGACCGCUCCCCGGAUGUCCUUGUUAAUAACGCCGGGUACCUCUCCGAGCCGGUGAGCUUCGUCGACGCGGAUUUGAAGGAUUGGUGGCAGGGCUUCACGACGAAUGUGGGCCUCAAGACUGGAGCCUAUGACGAGAAGCCGGGUGUGGUGAUCAACAUCAACACGAAAGCGGCGUACGUAUUCCAUAUCCCCGGUAUGAGCAGCUACGGCGCAAGCAAGGCCGCGAUGCUGCGCCUGGCGGAGGUCAUCGCUGACGGCGUCCCGGCGUCUGAAGCGCGCGUUGUCUCGCUUCAUCCUGGCGCGGUGCAGACGGCCCUAUUGACCAAGUCUGGGCUGAAACGGAAACUGACGGAUGAGAGGCUGGCGGGGGACUUUGUGGUUUGGAGUGCUUCGGAGGAGGCGGGGUUUUUGAAUGGGCGGAUGGUGUGGGUGAAUUGGAAUGUCCCCGAGUUGGUUUCGUGGAAGGAUGUUAUUUUCAACGGUCUUCCGAUGUAA